AUGAGUGGGUGGAUGAAGUCAUUACAGUGCAAGUCAAAGGCGCCGGACGACGUCGUCCACCACCACCUCCGCCGCCGCCGCUCUGACCCCCCGAGCCACAGCCUCCGCCACGGCCUCCGCUCCCACAGCUGCAGAAGCGGCGUUCAGAGCCUGAAAGACGUCGUGGACGCCGCCAAGAGGGAGAAGCCCAAGAAGUCUCCGCAGCCGCCGCCGCCUUUCAGGCGGCCCUCCAUCGGAAAACCCACUGAUCCCGGCCCGAAUCUCCAGCCGGGCUCGAAGCCCGGCUCAUGCUUCUCGUCACUGGCGGAGCUACCCAAGGGCCACCCGUCGCGCAAUGUGGUGGAGAUAAUCUUCCACACAAGCUGGGGGGAGAAGGGUUUUCCGGGCCGGGUCGAGAUGGUGCUCAAGGUGCAGAAUUCGGCCCGGACGACGGCCCGGUUCGAGGAGUACCGGGAGGCGGUCCGGCAGCGGGCCAGCGGCGACGGCGGGGAAUCCGCCGAGGACCACUCCCGUUGCGUGGCGGACGGGAACGAGGUCAUGAGGUUCUACUGCCUGGGGGACACAGCCGGAGGCGGCGCGUACGAGUGCGGGGGCGGCGCGUGGGCGUUUCCUGGUGGGAAGAUGGCAGGCGUGUGCAUGUUUUCUGGGAGCGGCGCGGCGCACGAGAAAGCCGGCGGCGGUAGGGGGCGGAGGGCGAUGCUGGUGUGCCGGGUGAUAGCGGGCCGGGUAUGCAAGCAACUCGGGAUUGACUCGUUGAUCCAGGGCCGGGCCGGGUACGACUCGGUGGGUGGGGAGAAGGGGGAGCUGCUUGUGUUCGACACGCGCGGGUUACUGCCUUGCUUUAUUAUAAUUUACCAGGUUUAA
Messenger RNA from Striga hermonthica, 864 nucleotides. The record is from the annotation of a GenBank genome assembly. Lineage: Eukaryota; Viridiplantae; Streptophyta; Magnoliopsida; Lamiales; Orobanchaceae.